Molecule: messenger RNA, 2008 nt
Organism: Magnolia sinica
Lineage: Eukaryota; Viridiplantae; Streptophyta; Magnoliopsida; Magnoliales; Magnoliaceae
Product: crocetin glucosyltransferase, chloroplastic-like
Exons: 3
Coding region: 19-1302 (427 amino acids)
Molecular function (GO): UDP-glycosyltransferase activity
Source: RefSeq, a predicted model, not a curated record
UACAUAACACCACCUAAAAUGGCUCACUUCCUCCUCCUAUCCUUCCCAGCCCAAGGCCACAUCAAUCCCACCGUCCAAUUAGCCAAGCGCCUCACCCGCACUGGGGCCCACGUCACCUUCGCCACCACCGUCUACGCCCACCGGCGCAUGAUAAAAUCCACCUCCCAGGACGGGCUAUCCUACGCUUCCUUCUCGGAUGGCUACGAUGACGGCAUGAAGCCCACCGACAGCCUCAAGGACUACAUGUUGCAGUUGAAGGACGUGGGCCCACGGUCCGUUUCUGACCUCAUCCACACCCUCGCUGAUGAGGGUUGCCCCGUCACGUGCGUAAUCUACAUCCUCCUCCCAUGGGCUGCUGACGUGGCAAGCACCCUACACAUCCCAUCCGUACUCCUCUGGAUGCAGCCCGCAGCGGUCCUAGCCAUUUACUACCAUUACUUCCACGGCUGCGAUAAUCUCAUAACCAGCUGCAAAAAAGACGCUACUUCUUCGAUAGAAUUACCAGGCUUGCCACUCCUCUCCGUACAUACCUCCCUUCAUUUUUUGGCUUUCGAACAAAUCAACCUCCCGUCCUUCAUAUCCAUGAAGAACUCUUCCAAACCAAAGGUGCUCGUGAACACCAUCAAUGCAUUAGAAGGCGACGCUAUGAAAGCCGUCGAUAAGCUGGACACGAUUGCGAUCGGGCCGUUGAUCCCGUCAGCUUUCUUGGAUGAGAGGGAGACCUCAGACAAAGCCGUUGCCGCUGACUUACUACCAGAAAAUCAAAUGGUGGAGAUUUUAAAUGGGUUAGUAGAAAGUGGCCGUCCUUUCUUAUGGGUCAUUAGACCAGCUGAGAAUGGGGCCGAAACCGAUACUGAUACUGAGUUCUGGAAGAAUCUGAUUGCGACGGAGGAAAUAAAACAAGGGUUGGUGGUGCAAUGGUAUUCGCAGGUGGAGGUUCUGUCGCACCCUUCAGUUGGGUGCUUCAUGUCGCAUUGUGGGUGGAAUUCAGUGUCGGAGAGCUUGACUCUCGGCGUUCCAAUGGUGGGAUUUCCACAGUGGGCAGACCAGCCGACAAAUAUAAAGAUGGUGGAGAGUGUUUGGAAGGCGGGUGUGCGGGCGAGGGUUAACGAGGAUGGGGUUUUGGAAGGUGGGGAGGUGAAGAGGAGCUUGGAUCUCGUGAUGGGAGGAGAUGAAGGAGAGGAGAUGAAGAAGAAUGCUAUGAAGUGGAGGGAUCUAGCAAUGGAGGCUGGUAGCGAAAAUGGUUCUUUGAAUAAGAAUAUCCGAGCAUUUGUGGAGGAAAUGACAGCCAGAAGACCAUAGAGGUGGGGAAGCGGAUUGCCUACUGACACUGUUAGUAGCUAGUAGCUACUGGACAGUGCUCUAUGGGGCCCACCAUGAUGUAUCUCUUUUAUCCACGCCGUCCAUCCAUUUUUCCAGGUCAUUUUAGAGCAUGAACCCAAAAAUAACAAAGAUCAUGUAUCUCCACAUAACAGGAAACAGUGGUGAUUGAACCCUCACAACUAAAAACUUCUUGGGAGCCCUAGGUUUUGGAUGAAGCUGAUAGUUGUGUUUGUUCUUCAUCUAGGUCAGUGUGACCUAAUUAAAAAGUUUGAGCAAAUAAACAUUACACUGGCCUUAGGAAGUUUUCAAUGGUGGGUGUUCAAUCAACACUGUUUUCCAGUGGUGUGAUCCACACUAUCUUAUUUUUUGGGGCUUAUGCCCUCACAUGAUUUUGAAAAAAUAGAUGAACCGUUUGUAUAAAACAUAUACAUCUUGGUGGAGCCACAUAGCACUGUCCAGUAGCCACCUGCUUGGUAGCUUCAGCAGGCAACCCUUACAGAGUUGGUGAGUGAAUACUCCCUUUAUGCGUGAUUAUCACUGGCACGUCGUUUGAUAAGCCGUUCAACUUUCUACUGCAAUAAAAAUUAGAUUACCAUUAAUGGCUUGCUUGGGUAGUAGAGGCGUCUGUAACUUCUUACCUAAUAAAAAAGCAUUUUGUGUGUAAUAAUAAUUUAAAAUAGCAAAA